Molecule: messenger RNA, 3459 nt
Organism: Rhea pennata
Lineage: Eukaryota; Metazoa; Chordata; Aves; Rheiformes; Rheidae
Gene: SIMC1
Product: SUMO interacting motifs containing 1
Exons: 10
Coding region: 1236-3218 (660 amino acids)
Molecular function (GO): SUMO polymer binding
Source: RefSeq, a predicted model, not a curated record
CCGAGCCGAGCCGGGGCAGCCGCGGGGCCGAGCGGACACCGGCCUUGGGCUGCCCCGGGGCUGCGCCGCGCCCCCCGGGGGUCCCCACACCCACGUCCCCGAGGGCGGCCAGCCCUCCCGGCCCGGCCUCUAGGAGGGCCCCAGCCCCCUCAGCCACGACCCCCAGGAGGGGCCCCGUCCCCCUCAGCUUGGGGGUCCCGGCCCCCGGCCACAGCCCCCCAGGAGGGGCCCGGCCUCCCUUUACCGUGUCCCGCCCCACUGUGGCCGCACGCCCCGGGCAGCCGUGUGCCCCCGAGCAGCGAUGCUGCAGCCGCAUCGCCCGCGAGCGAGACUGCCCCAUCGCAUCCUCCAUGCAGCAUGCGGCCUGGCCGAGGAGCCCCAGGCAGCCCGGCCCACGCGGUCCCCCGCAGCCACAGCGCCCGGGCUCCCCGCUCGAGGUCCCCAGCCGGCCCGGCCUCCCCUCAUCCCGCCUCGGCCUCCCCUCAUCCCGCCUCAGCCUCCCCCAGCUGCCCGCCCCCGGCACCCAGCCCCGGGCGGUGGCUGGGCCGCGCGAACCGGGCCGAGCUCUGGCCUCCGGGGCUCCGGCUCACCGGCGCGGCCCUGCCGGCGGGGCGAAGGACGGGUCUGCGUGGCGGCGGUGUGGCGGGGGAGGCCGUCUCCCCCAUCCGCCGUCCCUGCCGGGGAGGGAGGCUGGCCCGGCGGCCCUGCGCUGGAAGCCGUUGGCUCCGGUUCUGAUGCAGCUUUCAAACGCCCAGCAGUUCCGGAGGGGCGACGGGGCCGCAGGACGCCGCGGGCUGCAGCUUGGGCAAUCUCCACGCUUGUUCGGCCCCGCUGUUUUUCCUGAACGAGCAGGGCAGGUCACCGCCCCGCUGUAAAUGCAGCUCCCCUCUGGGGAAAGGCAGCGGGUCUGAGUCAGGGGGAAAAAAAUGGAUUUAAAUGGAUUUUCUUGAAGAUGUUCUCAAAACAUUUUCCUGUUUUGAGACACUGUGAUUUUUUUCCAAGAGCAAAAAGACCCUGAUCCCUCCUGGGCAUGUAAUGAUCCCAUGCACCUUCUGAGACGUGCUGUGUCCUGCCUGACGCUGGUGUGGACACAGAUGCGUUCUCCCUGCCUGCUCCUGCGGCCCCUUGUAGAUGCACAUCCUUGGAGCUUGGGGUUAAAGAGGCUGCGUCGCCCGGCGACUCCUGGAUGGGAAGCCCCCAAAGUCUCUGUGCUGCUCUAGAUCUGGUCUGGUGUCAUGGACGUGAAGGAGAUCAUCGACCUGACCUGCGAGGAGACGAGUGCAGAGCCAGUGCCAUGCACCAGCCUCACCAUCAUCGACCUGACGGAGGAGGAGGAGGACCCAUGCAGCCCUCCCGCUGCCGCAGGCUGUGCUGGCCAGGACCCUGGGCAAGCACCUGCUUCCGAGGCAGCGCACGCCUUCCCACCUAGGCUCUGCCUCCCCACCAAGCAAGAAAAGGAGGCAUCGGUGGAGCCCAAGCCUGAAGUGCCCUCCCACAGGGCCCCCGCAGAGCCCCUCUUUGCCAUGGACGCAGCAGAAAGCGCUGGGAGCAGAGGCAGCUUCUCUCCCACCUCCAGCUGCCAAGGCUCUUCGUGCAGCUCUGGGCAGAACUGCAGCACCACCACUUUUAACAGUGACUUGGGCUCCCUGGCCAGCAUGCAGCUGGACUCAGACCAGCUCUCGCUGUCCCCCUCCAGCCAGGAUAGCAGCUGUAGCUGGAAAGCCUCUGGUGCAGAGGAAGAGACUCCCCCCAUUUGCCAGCAAAAGGAGCUCCCCCCAAGCCUGAGACCUGCUCCAGCUAGCAUCACUACAUCCCCAGCAGGAGCCAAAAGGCCUAUGUUGGAAGCAAAGGAUGUGCCACCGCGUGUAGCAAUGCAGCGAGUGGUUCCAGCCAGGACCAAGGCUGACAGCAAGGCCUGGCUGAACAAACUGCAGUAUUUCAGGAGAACAGGAGUCCGUCACCUCUUCCUCCAAGACAUAGCACCUGACAGGGAAGCACUACAGCGGAAACCUGAGCUCAUCCCCAGCGGGAAGAUGAGCAUGGUGCACACCACCAUCGAGGAGAACUUCCUUGAGGGCACAUUGCAUUUCCUGAGCGAGUUCGUCUCCUGCCAGCACUGCCCUCCUAAAGACAUCGUAUCCUACCUGAUCAGACAAAUCCUGUUGAACUCCCACCGAGGGGAGAUUCUGAAGGACACCUACAUGCUGCUGAUGAAAAUCCAAAUGCUUCAUCCAGCCAACACUGCCACAGUGGGAUGGGACUGGACACUACUGAAAUACAUCAUGGAAGACCAGGAGAAGCCUCCUGGCCGACUCCUGUUCCUGGAGUACGUUGUGCAGACCCUGGAGGAUGACUUCCAGCAGAACCUAAGGCUGCAACUCCUGCAGAAGUCAAUUGCCAAGAACGUGCUUUCCUGUGACAUGUGUUUCAGCAAUGUCAAGGAGGUGAUCGAAUGGUUGGUUGCAGCAGUUACAGGAGUCGGGUUCUCCCAGCCCCGAGAGCAGCCACAGCCACAAGAAACGACAUAUUCUUUGUCAGAAGAAAGGGCUGAAUGCAGCUCAUCUGCACCACAGCUGGACUGCACUGACCAGACAGAGGUGGCUCCACCAGCUUUCUUCUCCCAGAAGGUGAUGCUCCUGCUCCAACGGAUGUUGUCCAUUGCAGUGGAAGUGGACAGAUCUCCCAACUGCAGCUCCUGUAAAAUCGCAGAUGUGAUAUUCCCUUUUAUACUGAACAUUCCUGUGAGGAGCCAAAGGGAAGCCUUCCUGAACACCAUGGACAGCCAGCUUCUGCGCUGCAAAGUGCUAGAGCUGAUGUUCCAGCACAGCUGCGAAGUACCCACAAACAUGCCCUUGUCUCUGGCCAAGAUCCUGUAUUUCUUGAGCCACUCCUCUGUGCUGCUGCAAUACCAGGAAGCAGCAGCAACAUGGGAAAGAUGGGAUGAGAUGCUGCAGUACUUGAGUUUGCUGCUGCUGAGUUAUCAAAACGUAGUGUUGGGGCACUUACGGAGCGCACUUAGUGAGCGAAUGGACUUAAUCAUUAAGAAAGCCAAGCCCAAGCUCCAGGAUGAUGAUGACAUCACCCAGCUGGACAUUCACCUGAACAUAGAGGACUUCCUCAGCCGACUACAGCAGGUCUUAGGGGAGCCCUUUCCCCUGCAGAUUGAGGAGAAAGUGUGCAUGCUCCGAGAGUUGCUCCUUGUUGUCACCGCUACGUGAUGGAGACAAGUACUGUGGCAGAGGGCACAAAGUGCCUCCUGUUUUCUUCACAAGCUAUGCCUAAGCCUCUGUUUUAUGCAGCAACCUCAACUGUCAUCCACCACAUGGUUUUGUUUAUACAUUUGUAUGGAAAAUUCUGUGAUUUGCCCUGUCUUGGAGCUUCCUUUCAAACUUGUAUCUUGUCCUACAGUUUUACAAGGCACUUUGUACACUUUUAAAACAAUAAAUUAUUUUCGUAUUU